AUGGUGGACAAGGAGCUGUAUAAGAUUACACCAGAAGAAAGUGCAACAAUUCAGAAUCAAAAUAAGAAUCGCAAACAUACUGCUGUAGAAGACCGCAUGCACGUGGGAAAUUGGGUAAAAUAUUCCGAACCAAGGCUAGCAACAUUCAGUCCUUUCCACCAUGUUGCAAACUUUGUCAAAGACAAUGAGCAAAACGAUGAAGCUUUGCUGAAGAAGGCUGAGAAGAACAUCAAGGAACUAAGGGAGUGCUAUGAUGAGGAAGCAACAAAGGACUAUGACGACAAGUGCCUCAAGUGGAUGUGA
Messenger RNA from Prunus armeniaca (apricot), 303 nucleotides. The record is from the annotation of a GenBank genome assembly. Lineage: Eukaryota; Viridiplantae; Streptophyta; Magnoliopsida; Rosales; Rosaceae.